Messenger RNA from Olea europaea var. sylvestris, 4219 nucleotides. RefSeq names its product CLIP-associated protein-like. The record is from RefSeq and is a predicted model, not a curated record. Gene Ontology annotation, biological process: microtubule cytoskeleton organization. Lineage: Eukaryota; Viridiplantae; Streptophyta; Magnoliopsida; Lamiales; Oleaceae. Gene Ontology annotation, cellular component: cytoplasmic microtubule. Gene Ontology annotation, molecular function: microtubule binding. The transcript has 24 exons. Bases 191 to 3982 code for a protein of 1263 amino acids.
GAGUAAUCAAACAUUUUACUCCAAAUUUUUUCAUCUUCCCUGUCAUUAUAGCAAAACUCACUCAACCAAUCUCGCUCGAUCCUCUCUAUAUAUAUACACGUACAUUCAUUCACACUUUUAACUGCAUACUUUCUACUAGAGACAGCUAUAGAGAUCUGAUCCGCACCGCAAAGGAUCGGACACAGCCGCCAUGGAGGAGGCAUUGGAGUUGACGCGUACGAAGGACACCAAGGAGAGAAUGGCGGGAGUGGAAAGGCUGCACCAACUCCUGGAAGCUUCGCGGAAGAGUUUGACGUCAUCUGAGGUGACGUCACUCGUCGACAUGUGCUUGGAUCUCUUGAAGGACAACAACUUUCGCGUAUCGCAGGGUGCGCUGCAGGCACUCGCCUCUGCAGCUGUGUUGUCCGGUGAGCACUUCAAGCUCCACUUUAAUGGGUUGGUACCGGCCGUGGUUGAGAGGUUAGGGGAUGCCAAACAGCCCGUUAGGGAUGCUGCCAGGCAGCUUUUGCUCACUCUCAUGGAGGUUUCUUCAUCAACAAUCAUUGUUGAAAGAGCAGGAUCAUAUGCUUGGACACACAAAAGCUGGAGAGUUCGAGAAGAGUUUGCACGUACUGUCACUUCAGCGAUUGGCCUAUUUGCAUCCACUGAACUACCUCUUCAGCGAGCUAUUCUUCCACCUAUUUUACAGAUGUUGAACGACCCAAAUCCUGGUGUGAGGGAAGCUGCUAUAUCAUGUAUCGAGGAGAUGUAUACGCAGGCUGGGCCUCAAUUCCAAGAUGAAUUGCAGAGACAUCAUCUUCCUACUCCAAUGUUAAAAGAUAUUAAUGCCAGAUUAGAGAAAAUUGAGCCUAACAUUCGCUCUUCAGAUAUGAUUCUGAGCAAUUACUCUGCCAGCGAGAAUAAGCCUACAAGCCUUAAUCCAAAAAAGAGCAGUCCUAAGGCCAAAAGCUCAACUCGUGAGGCAUCUCCCUUUGGAGCAGAUGGUGAUGUCACAGAGAAACCUGUUGAACCAAUUAAAGUAUAUUCAGAAAAGGAGCUUAUGAAGGAGUUUGAAAAAAUUGCUUCCACCCUUGUACCCGAUAAAGAUUGGUCUAUGCGUAUUGCAGCCAUGCAGAGGAUUGAAGGCCUUGUUAUUGGAGGUGCAGCUGAUUACCCCUGUUUCCGUGGACUUCUUAAGCAACUUGUUGGUCCUUUGAACACCCAACUGUCUGAUCGGAGAUCAAGCAUAGUGAAGCAGGCAUGUCAUUUGUUAUGCUUUCUAUCAAAAGAGCUCUUGGGUGACUUUGAGUCAUGUGCUGAGAUGUUUAUUCCGGUCCUUUUCAAGCUUGUUGUGAUAACAGUACUUGUAAUUGCGGAAUCUGCAGAUAACUGCAUAAAAAUGAUGUUACGCAAUUGCAAAGUUCCCCGCUUGCUUCCUCGCAUAGUUGACUGUUCGAAGAAUGACCGAAGUGCAGUACUUCGCUCAAGGUGUUGUGAAUAUGCACUUCUGAUUCUUGAAUACUGGACUGAUGCACCUGAAAUUCAGCGCUCAGCUGAUCUCUAUGAAGACCUUAUCAGAUAUUGUGUGAAAGAUGCAAUUAGUGAGGUCCGAUCUACUGCAAGGAUGUGUUAUAGAAUGUUUACAAAAACCUGGCCUGAGCGUUCUCGGCGUUUGUUUAUGUCCUUUGAUCCCGUUGUUCAAAGAGUAAUAAAUGAUGAGAAUGGAGGUAUUCUUCAAAGGCAUGCUUCUCCUUCUCGUCGUGAAAGGAGUUCACACAAGUCAUUUAGGUCUCAAACACCUGCACCUUCAAACAUUUCCGGUUAUGGGACUUCUGCUAUAGUUGCAAUGGAUAGAAGUGCAAGUGUUCCCUCAGGGGUAUCUAUUUCCUCUGGAGCACUUCUUUCACAAGCAAAGUCUGCAGGUAAAGGCACUGAUCAUAGCCUGGAAAGUGUGCUGCAUGCAAGCAAACAGAAGGUCACUGCUAUAGAAAGUAUGCUGAGAGGUUUGGAUAUAUCUGAGAAAAGCCGAUCCUCAAGUUUGGACCUAGGAGUUGACCAACCAUCAUCUCGUGAUCCUCCAUUUCCUCUUGCUGUUCCAGCCUCGAAUGGUCGUACGAAUUCUUUUGUGGUAGAUGCGACGUCUGCUCGGUCUAAAGGUAAUAAUAGCAAUGGAGGCUUGAUUUUAUCUGAUAUCAUCACUCAGAUUCAAGCUUUUAAAGAUUCAGAUAAAUUAUCUUACCACAGUAGUGUGGGAAAUGAACCUCUAUUGGCACCUUCUUCCUAUUCAGCCAAGAGAGCUUCUGAGAAGCUACAAGAAAAAGGUUUGGUUGAAGAAAAAGCCGAUGUUAGGGAGGCAAGGAAAUAUAAGAACUCUCAUGUUGAUGCGCCAUAUUUGGACGCUCCUUACAAAGAUUUUAACCAUAGGGAUUCCCAGAAUAAUUACAUGCCAAAUUUUCAACGACCUCUUCUAAGAAAAAAUGCUGCUGUGCGAAUGUCCCCACACAGGAGUAGCUUUGAUGAUACUCAGGUUGCUCUCGUAGAUAUAUCGAGUUAUUCGAAUGGUCCAGCUUCUCUUAAUGAUGCAUUCAGCGAGGGGCUUAGUUCUGGUUCAGAUUGGAGUGCUCGAGUUUUGGCAUUUAGUUAUAUUCGGUCCCUUCUGCAGAAAGGCCCAAGAGGUAUUCAAGAAAUUGUGCAGAGUUUUGAGAAGGUCAUGAAGUUGUUUUUCCAGCAUUUGGAUGAUCCCCAUCAUAAAGUUGCACAAGCAGCACUUUCUACUCUUGCAGAUCUUUAUUGCUGUAUGCCUUAUUCAAUGUUACGCAAUUGCAAAGUUCCCCGCUUGCUUCCUCGCAUAGUUGACUGUUCGAAGAAUGACCGAAGUGCAGUACUUCGCUCAAGGUGUUGUGAAUAUGCACUUCUGAUUCUUGAAUACUGGACUGAUGCACCUGAAAUUCAGCGCUCAGCUGAUCUCUAUGAAGACCUUAUCAGAUAUUGUGUGAAAGAUGCAAUUAGUGAGGUCCGAUCUACUGCAAGGAUGUGUUAUAGAAUGUUUACAAAAACCUGGCCUGAGCGUUCUCGGCGUUUGUUUAUGUCCUUUGAUCCCGUUGUUCAAAGAGUAAUAAAUGAUGAGAAUGGAGGUAUUCUUCAAAGGCAUGCUUCUCCUUCUCGUCGUGAAAGGAGUUCACACAAGUCAUUUAGGUCUCAAACACCUGCACCUUCAAACAUUUCCGGUUAUGGGACUUCUGCUAUAGUUGCAAUGGAUAGAAGUGCAAGUGUUCCCUCAGGGGUAUCUAUUUCCUCUGGAGCACUUCUUUCACAAGCAAAGUCUGCAGGUAAAGGCACUGAUCAUAGCCUGGAAAGUGUGCUGCAUGCAAGCAAACAGAAGGUCACUGCUAUAGAAAGUAUGCUGAGAGGUUUGGAUAUAUCUGAGAAAAGCCGAUCCUCAAGUUUGGACCUAGUGCAGGAGUUGACCAACCAUCAUCUCGUGAUCCUCCAUUUCCUCUUGCUGUUCCAGCCUCAAUCACUGAUACUUAAAGAUGCUAUGGAGGAUUCUUUUGAGAUUGUAAUUGAAAAACUUCUCCACGUGACAAAGGAUAGCGUUUCAGAUGUUUCAAAUGAACUAGAGCCCUGCUUAUCUAUAAUGUUGUCUGAAUACGACCCAUUUAGAUGUUUAAGUGUCAUUGUUCCUUUGCUGGUUACUGAAGAUGGCAGAACUCUUAUCAUUUGUAUUAACUGUUUGACAAAGAUUGUCAGUAGGCUCUCCCAAGAGGAACUGGUGGCUCAACUACCUUCAUUUCUGCCUGCUCUUUUUGAUGCUUUCGGUAACCAGAGUGCAGAUGUUCGCAAGACUGUUGUUUUCUGUCUAGUUGACACCUAUAUCAAGCUUGGGAAAGCAUUUUUGCCAUAUUUGGAAGGGCUAAAUGCUACUCAACUACGGUUGGUGACCAUAUAUGCAAAUAGGAUAUCACAGGCGAGGAACAGUACCCCUAUCGAUGCUACCCUGUGAUCAGCAUUCAUAUCUAUUGUUUGGUGCAGCGGAAAUGAUAUUUUUUUGGUCAUUAUUUCUUUGUAUAUUGUGUGAAAUAUGCAAGUGAAGGGUGUGUUUAUUUUGCGUUUUGCAUACGUAGUUUAUAUGUCGAUUUCUGUGGCUUGGAGAACAAAGGAGAAAAGUGGUGUGUGAAAACUAACAUGGUAUGUAUACUUUUGUGCUAUAAUGAAAUCAUCUGCUCCCCUCAUUCUCCCA